UUAGAUUUUAUCAAGAAUUUUAACUAAAAUGAAAUAUAUGCUAAGCCCCGUCUAGCUCUCUAUCUACUUAGCACAUGGCGUUUCAGACGAGUUCUUCCCUGCUCAUUAUCCUCUUCGUCUCGGCUUUGCCUUCACUGUGCUUAUCUUCUUCAUCGAACAAUUUGUUUUCUCUGUCGGUGGAGAAUCCAGAACAUGUCAUCAAAUCAAGAAAUGGAAAUUUCACUGCCGGGUUCUAUGACGCGGGUGAGAAUGCUUUUGCGUUUUCUAUCUGGUUCACCGAACCUCGAGGCCAAAACUUGAGCUUCAUUUGGAUGGCGAAUCGUGAUGUAUUGGUGAAUGGAAAAGGCUCAACGCUCACCCUUCGAAGCAAUGGAAAUCUGGUGUUGAAUGAUGCAGGUCAGGUCGAUGUUUGGUCCACGAACACAACUUCCUUGAAACCUCCACAAUUGAUUUUGAAAGAUGAUGGUAAUCUCAUUCUCCUUGAGGAUUCUAAUCAUGUUGUGUGGCAAAGUUUUGAUUUUCCGACAGAUACACUUGUCCCUGGACAGAGGCUUACUAGACAUGCCAGCCUUGUCUCCUCCAAAAGUCAGACUGACCCAUCUUCUGGUUUUCACAAGUUAUUUUUUGAUAACGAUAAUGUUCUUCGACUUGUGUACGAUGGACCUGAGCUUUCGAGUAUUUACUGGCCACCUCCCUGGUUUCAACCUUGGCAAGUUGGUAGGUCCACCUUCAAUGCAAGUCGAUUUGUAUUCCUCAAUUUGGAUGGUGAGUUCAUUUCAAGUGAUAAUUUUACUAGUGAGACAUCAGACUAUGGCCUUGUGCUUCAGAGACGAUUGACCAUUGAUAGUGAUGGUAAUGUUAGGGUCUAUAGUCGAAGACAUUGGGGAGAGAAAUGGGAUGUUUCAUGGCAAGCUUUUUCUGCAGGUUGUAACGUUCAUGGUGUUUGUGGAGAAAAUAGUUUCUGCAAAUAUGAACCUUAUACCGGUCGAACAUGCUUAUGUCUUCCGGGUUACAAGUUGAAAGACGAAAGCGACUCAUCCGUUGGGUGUCAACCAGAGUUCAAUUUGUCUUGCAAUCCAGAAGAUUCUGGCUUCCUACAUAUACCAAAUGGUGAUUUCUACGGGUAUGACCAAGGGACUUACCUUAAUGUUACAUUUGAUGAAUGUAAGAAGGAAUGUCUGAAGUUAUGUAACUGCAAAGGUUUUCAAUAUUCACAUGAUGGUUACCAAUUUAAAUGUUACCCAAAGACCCUUUUGGUUAACGGCAAUCUUUCUCCUGCUUUCGUUGGAGGUUUUCACGUGAGACUCCCUAAUUCAAGCUCAUUCAGUCUUCAAGAACCCGAUAUCAAAUGUGAAAUUGUUAAGGCUAUAAAGCUUGAGAGAGUCUAUGUCUCAAGGCACGAUAGUGUUUUUGUUAAGGUGUUAUUGUGGGUAGUGUUAGCAAUUGGAGUCUUUGAAUUUGCAUGCAUUUUUCUCUUCUGGUGUCUAACAUGGAAAAAGUCUAGCAAGCAGCAAACUUAUGAUCAUCUUACUGGAACUGGGUUUAGAAAAUAUAGCUACUCUGAGUUGAAGGAAGCAACCAGAGGUUUCAGAGAAGAGAUUGGAAGGGGUGCUGGAGGAAUUGUAUACAAAGGUGUGCUCAAAGAUGGACGAGUUGCCGCAAUCAAGAGACUGAAUGAAGCAAAUCAAAUAGAAAGCGAAUUUCUCGCAGAAGUCAACUUAAUAGGAAGGCUUAACCACAUGAAUUUGAUCGAUAUGUGGGGGUACUGUGCAGAAGGAAAAUAUAGAAUGUUGGUAUAUGAAUACAUGGAAAACGGCUCUUUAGCAGAAAACCUUGAAUCCAACAAGUCACUUGAUUGGCGAAAGAGGUAUGAAAUCGCUCUAGGAACAGCAAGAGGACUUGCGUAUCUUCACGAAGAGUGCUUGGAGUGGGUUCUGCAUUGUGACAUAAAACCCCAAAACAUACUCUUGGAUUCGGAUUAUAAGCCCAAGGUUGCAGAUUUUGGACUGUCAAAGCUACAAAACAGAAACGACCUCAACAAUCCAAGCUUCUCAAGGAUCAGAGGAACAAGGGGUUAUAUGGCACCAGAGUGGGUUUUCAAUCUACCAAUAACAUCCAAGGUUGAUGUCUACAGCUAUGGAAUUGUGGUAUUAGAGAUGAUAACAGGAAAAAGCUUGAGGGUUGAUGGACCAGAUCACUCGCAUCAAGGGAGGCUAGUGACUUGGGUGAGGGAGAAGAGGAACGAAGGAGACGGAAUGGUAUCAUGGGUGGAACGAAUUAUGGAUCCAACAGUUGAGGGAAGCUUUGACAUGAAGACGAUGGAGGUUUUAGUUACAGUAGCAUUACAAUGUGUUGUGGAAGACAGAGAUGCAAGACCUUCAAUGAGCCGCAUAGUGGAGAUGUUUCAAAGUCAUGAGAUUGAGUAUUGAGUAUGAAUAAAAUGUGCAUAAUCUUUUGGGUAUUGAUUUUGAGUAUGAGAAAUGACAUGUAAUAAUCUUUUCUUUUAAUUAUUUAUUUUGAUUUUUAUAUUUU
Neltuma alba is the source of this 2532-nucleotide messenger RNA. RefSeq names its product putative receptor protein kinase ZmPK1. The transcript has 2 exons. Gene Ontology annotation, biological process: recognition of pollen; protein phosphorylation. The record is from RefSeq and is a predicted model, not a curated record. The coding region runs from base 75 to 2429 and encodes 784 amino acids. Lineage: Eukaryota; Viridiplantae; Streptophyta; Magnoliopsida; Fabales; Fabaceae. Gene Ontology annotation, molecular function: protein serine/threonine kinase activity; ATP binding.